AAGAAACGUUUUUUCAGGUUUUAUUAAAAACAGCAAGUGGAAGAAGGAAAUUCUCAAAUCUAAAAGUUUUUAAAGGUGAAGCGCGGGACUGAUGUUUGGCUGAAUUUUGUUUUAGUGGUGAGGUUCUUUCCUUAAUUAUGUUUUGUGUUGCUCGCUAAAAAUCGGGUUCUGAAAAUCUGGCAACGAUUGUUAAAUCAAACAUUGACUCUCAAUCUGGCGGAAAGCUGACUGUUCCAGAAAUAUUUUAUUUUAUUAUACGAAACUCAGCAAUCUCCGUUAAUCAGAAUCCUCAGUGCAACGAAAAUGAAGAUUCUUGUUAGUGCUCUUCUCCUCGUUCUAGCGAUUUACUUCAUUUCUAUUGAACGCAGUUCACAGUACAAUACAGAUGUUCUUUACGUAGACUACAUGUUUCUUCCAGUUAACCUAAGCCUCUAUUACACGAAAACAGAGGAAACAGUGUACAUAAGGGAUGAGAACUCUCGAUACGUUUAUGGACUAAUAGACGGCAUUGCAUUUGAUUCUAUGGUUUCUGUAUUAGAAGCAACUGCCUCUGAAACAAUAAUGCGUGCAUUAAUGCAUAAUGGCAAACAGGUUAAGGUGACCGAUGACAAUUUUACCGAGUGGGAGAACACUGACACAGAAUUUUAUGGCCUCAAUUUUAACCACCCUCUUAACUAAAAAAAUACUUGACAUUUCCGAGUGCAAAUCUUUUUUUAUGUCGACAUCCGCCCUCGUUCAAGGAGAAACCAAUACUUCCUUUUUUCCCACUGUGUUAUAAAAAUAAAAAAACUAUUUAUCAACAGCAAUUUUUAUUUUUAGGAAGAAAGGAUAAAUUAAUUAAGGGGUCUUCCAUAAACCACGUGAUUGCUUUAGGGGGAGGGGGCUUGACAAAUGGUGACGCAGGUCCACGUGGGGGGAGGGGGAUACAAGCCCGAGACACGUGGUUUUAUAUUCAGAUGUAAAAAGAAUAAUAAAAGGCAUAGCUUACUCCUUUUUUGAAGAUUCCACCGUGGACCACAUUGGGGGAGGGGGGAGGCUCAAAAAGUGGAAAAAAUUGGACCACAUCGUUUAUGGAAGCCCCUUUAUUGGUUACACGAAAUUAUUUACAAAUAAUUGCACGGAUUACUAUUGGUUACACAGAAAGAGUUUUCUGCUUGACGCUUGCGCAGUAGUGCACUGAGCCAUCUUCGAAAGCACUUAGUUAAACGGCGCAGAAAGUAUGCCAAACGAAUACAUAAAAUUCGUCUAGGCGAUUAACACAAGUGGUGUACCAGUCGAGAAUUUUUUUCCAUGUGCUAAGUUAUUAAUUAAUUAUAUAAAAAAUAAGAGACAAACAUUAUUUUAUUUUAUUUGUAUUUUAAAUAAGUUUCCUAUUCUUGAGUCAAACAUGUGCUACAAUUUGGUGUUUAGUGCGCAAUAAAUUUCGAAAAUUUUUUAAUAAUAAAUAACAAUCUAUAGAUUAAAGCUUAUUUCUCAAUAAACAUAAAAAUGUGGAAAGUUUCUCUAGAAAUUCAUUGCGCACUAAGCACGGAAUUAUAUAAAAAAUUAAGAGUUAUUGUAAUUUCUUUUCAUUAUAUUGUUCUUGUUAGCCAUAAAUUAAAAGCAUAUAUUUUUCUUAAAUGAAGAAUUUUCUUAUCUAACAAAUUGAAUUGUAAUAUAAAAAAAUCUCCAUAUUGAAUCGUGUACAAACGACUUUUUUCAUUUUGGAUUAGACGUAACUUUUCUUUGAGGGCAUAAGAGCAUGUAGUAAUAAUUUUGUUGUAAAUUAGUUUCAACAUUUUAAUUUGACUUUACCUGAAAAAUAAUAUUCUGUAAUGAGAAAAAUAGAUUUGUGGAUUAAAUAAAUAGGCGGAUAUAAUGCUACAAAGA
Molecule: messenger RNA, 1869 nt
Organism: Belonocnema kinseyi
Lineage: Eukaryota; Metazoa; Arthropoda; Insecta; Hymenoptera; Cynipidae
Exons: 4
Coding region: 304-678 (124 amino acids)
Source: RefSeq, a predicted model, not a curated record